Messenger RNA from Belonocnema kinseyi, 1257 nucleotides. RefSeq names its product SET and MYND domain-containing protein 5 (gene Smyd5). Bases 81 to 1247 code for a protein of 388 amino acids. Gene Ontology annotation, molecular function: protein binding; histone H4K20 methyltransferase activity. NCBI's taxonomy places the organism in Eukaryota, Metazoa, Arthropoda, Insecta, Hymenoptera, Cynipidae. The transcript has 5 exons. The record is from RefSeq and is a predicted model, not a curated record.
GCUAUGUUUUUGACCGAUUAAUAAUAAACGUUGUCAACCUAGAAUACACAAUAAUAGAAAUAAUAAAACAUUGACUUACCAUGGAAAAGAAGGGAAUCCAAGUGAGAAUAACGGGCGACGAUAAGGGCAAAGGCCUUUUUGCACUUCGUUCAUACAAAGAAGGUGAGACUAUUCUGGAAGAAAAGCCACUUGUCUGUUGUCAAUAUUCGUGGAAUGCCGAUUAUGGUUAUUCCGCCUGCGAAAAUUGCCUGAGCCCGCUCGAAACUGCCCAAGAAAAUGUUUUUCGACUUUGUGGAAAAAGAGAUAUUAUUUUGCCAUAUCCGGAAUGUUGUGAAACGAAAAAAGAAUUUAUUACAGACUGUGAAACUUGUGGAGUCAAAUAUUGUAGCAGUGAAUGCAAGUCGCAGGCAUUCCAAAGAUAUCAUCAGACUCUCUGUCUGCAAUCUCGAGAAAAGGACAAAGGCCACCCACUGGUACAAUUAAACGAAAUAUGGAAACAACUCCAUUAUCCUCCAGAAACUGCAACAAUAAUGCUGGUCGCAAAAAUGGUUGCACUAGUGAAUCAAUCUCCCGACGGAAAAAGCGUUAAAUCCGCUUUUUCUCAAUUUUGCCACCGGACAACCAACGAAACACAAGAAAUUGCACACAAGCUGCUCGGAGAAAAAUUCAUCGAGCAAAUUGACCUCUUGAGGGAAACCACGAAGAAUGUUUUAAAUGUCGAAUCGGUAGAAGACUGGUUUACACCCGAUGGAUUUAAAAGCUUAUUGGCUUUGAUUGGCGUGAAUGGACAAGGAAUUGGAACGAGCGCAUUUAGUCGUUGGGUAAACAAUGUAUCUGCCCUCGACUUAUCCAACGAUCAAAGAAUCCAAGUUGACGAGCUCAUUGACAGAAUUUAUAAAGACAUGGACGAUGCUGUUGGCUUGUCAUUUCUCAAUAACGAGGGCACUGGUCUCUACAGUUUACAGUCGACAAUAAACCACAGCUGUGAUCCAAAUGCCGUUGUCGAGUUGCCUCAUUCAAACAGCACUUUGGUGGUGAAAGCCACUCGAGAGAUUCAGCCGGAAGAGGAGAUUUGCAUUGCCUAUCUGGACGAGUGUCUUUUAGAAAGAAGCAGACACUCACGACAAAAGGUUUUAAGUUCACUAUAUUUGUUUAUUUGCCAGUGUAACAAAUGUCUCUCGCAAUCUGAUGAUCCUGAUCUCACAUCAGAUUCAGAAGAAUAUUCUGACGAGGAUAUGUCUGAUUAAAUCACAAAAU